Molecule: messenger RNA, 842 nt
Organism: Symsagittifera roscoffensis
Lineage: Eukaryota; Metazoa; Xenacoelomorpha; Acoela; Convolutidae
Product: multiple epidermal growth factor-like domains protein 10
Exons: 6
Molecular function (GO): scavenger receptor activity
Source: RefSeq, a predicted model, not a curated record
AUGGCAAUUAAGUUUCCUUCAACCAACUUGGAAUGUUUUCCAAGGCGGGCUAAAUCUCCGCUUACGCGUUGUGACGACUUCGAGAACUGCACUGGAUACCAGAAAUGUAGAAAGGGGCGAUUUGAUGACUACACCGUAAACUACGCAGAAGCCGAACAGUUUAACAUAGAGUAUUGCGACGAGAUCACUGGAAAUUUCCACUGUGACGUCGGAUACUACACGAACGCCACGACUCUUAUCAUCGAGCAAGCCGUCUGCAAAGACUUUUGUCCCCCUGGCAAGACGACAAGCAGAAGUUGUUCGGCUCUCAGAGAAGGUUGCGCCGAAUUUUGUCAUAUUGAAAAUGUGGAUUCGAGUAAAGAUGAAAAUUGGUGCAAUUUGGAACAAAGAAGUUGUGUCUGUAAAAAAGGGUACAAACAACCAAACUGUGAAAAGUGUCCGCCAGACAAAACUGGUGACAACUGUUCCAGAGAUUGUAAAAUAGAGUGUGGCAAUGUUGCAGGUGCCACUUGCGACGGACCUACAUGCCUAUGUCCUCCAGGCUACCAAAAUCAAGCUAAUCAAUGCAGACAAUGCGACAAUGGAUUUUACGGCCAGGACUGUGCGGGAACCUGCAUUAGUUCUAGGGAGGAUGCAUGCUACGAAGCUCACAGUUUCAGUCGUCUUAGUCCCGAGAAAUGCGACAAAGUGACGGGGAGCUGCAUCUGUGUACCUGGAUUUGACCCCGCUGAGAACUGUCAGUCAGCGUGCAAAGAGUUCAUGUGGGGUGGAGGCGAGGACAAUUGCCAGUCCUGCUCAUGUAAAAACCUCAUGGAGUGCGACAGAAUUACGGGAGAAUGUCU